Messenger RNA from Cephus cinctus (wheat stem sawfly), 6146 nucleotides. RefSeq names its product biorientation of chromosomes in cell division protein 1-like 1. Lineage: Eukaryota; Metazoa; Arthropoda; Insecta; Hymenoptera; Cephidae. The transcript is spliced from 3 exons. The record is from RefSeq and is a predicted model, not a curated record. The coding region runs from base 215 to 4282 and encodes 1355 amino acids.
GGGGAAUAAAACAAUGCGUGAAAAAGCUACGACUCUAUCAAGGCACGGUCCAUUUCUAUUCGUGACACAUUUUCUAAGAUGGCCGCUUCCUAUGUAGCCUGGCCGUAAAUAAAGAUGGCCAUGCUCCAUUGCAUAAAGCAGGUCUCGUAGUGAAGCAUAGCAAUGAUUUUAUGUGUUCUCGUGUAAUUUUACUGUGCUUUGACUUGUAAUUAUCAUGGAGGUCGGCUUGAGUAAUACUCUAUUAGCUGGUGAUCCACGGUUAGUGGAUCAUAUUGUGGGAGAAGUCAAAUCACAAGGAAUCUUUGAUCAAUUCCGUAAGGAAUGCAUCGCUGAUGUUGAUACAAAGCCAGCGUAUCAAAAUCUACAUACACGCGUGGAAGGAUCAGUGAAUUCCUUUCUUGCUAAGCAAGUAUGGAAAGCAGAUCUCAACAAAAAUCAGCUUCGUGAAACCUUGCGCAAACAUAUACAUGAAGCACCAUACUUAGAUACUGGUGUGGAACGCAUAGUAGAUCAAGUGGUAAAUCCAAAGGUCUACUCUGUGUUUAUGCCGCAAAUUGAAGACGUAGUAUACAAAUUCCUGGGCUUAGAGAGACCUAAAGCACGAGAGAAAAACGGUUCUUGUGGACUUAAAGAUUUGUUACCAAAAGAUUUAGAUCCUGUUUCUCCAGAAUCUGACAAAAACAGUCUAAAAGAUGUGUCACUUGAGUCUGUGGAUGCGAACAUGGAUAAUAUUGAUGUUAAGAAUGAUGAAACAUCAUUGUCAAUUAAUGAACAAAAAUCGCAAUUUAUUGAAACUAUUGGAGAUGAUAACUCUGACAAUGCACAAUUUCUCACCAAUGAGAAACGAUCAGAGAGUCCUAAUAAAAUAUCAAGCAGAACGGCAUCAAAUUCGAAUAUAAACAAUUCAUUAAAAUCAGAUGACAAGGUAGAAGAAGAUGAGGAGGAUAGUCCAGUAUUUGAGCCAAUCGAUAUAAUGAAUCUCAAUGAAUCAAAUAUUUCCAAUGAUUCUCAUCUUUCUGGAAUAUCUGAGUUAACAAGUCAUAGAUCCAGAAGCCCUGAUUUUUCUAAUGACUUUUCUCGGGACAAUUUAGAUUUCAGCAAUCAAGAUUCUCAGCUAAGCAAAGUUUCAUCGGAUUCACGACUUUCCAUCGUUACUGACUUCAGUUGUUCAAACCAUGCAUCAACUCCGCUACCAGACACCUCCAAAGAUGAUUCCAUCAAAGAGGAGUAUGCAAAGGACAACUUUAAAGCAAUCAGAGAAUUCGAAACUAGUAAACAUAAAGAUAAAAAUGCUUCUGACUUGGACAAAUAUAAAGAUAAUCUCAUUCAAGAGUCCAAAAGUAUUAAAAGUAAUUUGUCCUCUAAAGAAAGUUCGAGGGAUGCUACUGAUAGUGCAAUUAAAGAUAAAUAUGAAUCCAAAGAUAAAAGUCGAGACAGUGAUUCGUUCAAGUCGAAGUCGUCCAAAGAAAAAUCGGAGCUAAAGAGUUAUAAAGAUAAAGAGAAGGAUUACAAAAAGAAACAAAAUCGAGACAGUAGUUUGAGAAACGAAAAAUAUUCUAAAGAUAAGUCUAAAGACAAAACGGAAACGUCACGAAUGGGUACAGAAAAAAGUCGUGAUAGCUUCGAGAAAAGCAAAGAAGCUAUCAUCAAGCCCAAGGAAGAGAGGGUAAAAGACUCAGAUAAAAAAGAUAUAGCGGUGAAAGAAGUUAAAGAUUUAAAGGACAUCUACAAAGAAAAGAUCCGGGAGCUGAGGGAGAAGAAAGAAUUAACCGAAAAAGAAAAAUUGAACAAGGAUAAUAAAGACAAUAAAUCAAGUAAAGAAUUCAAAGACAGAAAAGAUUCAUCAAAAGACAAAAAAGAUAAAAAGGAUUACAAAGUUUCAUCAUACAAAAAUGCGAGUUCGAGUCGUCCGGAAAGUAAAUCUGCAAAAAUCGAUGACAAAUCAUUAAUUAAAACUGAUAAUAAAUCAAGUACAAAAAGUGUCGAUUCCAAGGAUACAAAAAAUGAAUCAAAGGACAAAGGAAAGCGUGACGAUCGACGAUAUUCCAAAGACAGCAAAAGUAAAAGUUAUUCAUUGAUGAAAUCAGAUUCUGCCGAAAAGUUUGACAAAACAGACAUUAAAAAAUUGGUAAAAACUGAUAAAGAUGACAAAACAGAAUUGAAAAAAGAUAUGCAAAAGUUAGUAACAAAGAAAGAAUCGAAAUAUGACAUACUAAAUAAAGAUUUGGAAAGGGGUCAUAAAGCAGAUAAUAAAAAAGAAGCAAAGGUGGAUUCACAAAUCAAGGAGAGAAAACGCAGAGACGAGAAAAAAUCAAAGUCAAAGGAUGAGCAUUGUAGUCUUAGAAAAAACUCAAGCGAUAGACGCUCUACGGACAGAGAUGGUUCAAACGGUUCAAAUGGUAGAAGUUCACAAAAGAGCAACUCCAGUUCCAGUACCUCUUCUGGUAAGGCUGUCUCAUCAAGUAUCACAAAGGAAUCCAGCAAUACCAGCAAUUCCAGCAGUGAGACAUCAGACGGUAUUGAGGAAUCACAACUAGAUGAAUUAAAAAAUUCAUCAAUAGAACCAAUAACAAAAGUUUAUAAUGAAUCCUGUGAUCAUCAAGAUCAAACUAUGUCAGAAACUAAAAUUGAUGACUCGGAAUUAAAUCCACAAAAGCUAAAUCUUGGCUCGUUGGAGUUGACUCUGCCACUGAAAAAACGUCCACUGCUUGUUGAUGAUGCAUCCAGCAACUUGGGAGAGAAUAGAAUUAAAAAACCGAAAUUCGCAAAAAAUAUAUUCGAGGCCAAGAAGCUGAUGAAAGUUCGCAAACGUAUGGAAAAACGAGAACGAUUGCACAAUGAAGAAUUACAAAGGAAACUCGAGGUUGAGACUGUAAAGGAAUUGCAGCCAGUAUCGUCACCACCACCACCGAAACCAUCGGAUGACCCUGAUAACAUCAGUACAAUACCUGACGAAGAGCGCGUUCAGAUCGUUGAAAUUCCUGACGAAGAUUAUGAACAGCCAUAUCCGGAAAAGCAGACAAAUUUAACUUUAAAGGAAAGCUCAUUUGUAAUACUUGAAGGUGAACCAUCAUUACGAUCUAAUGCACAUUCUACUUUAUCUGAAAUGGAACUAUCAAUAAGACAGUCAUUGACUGAAAUGAUUUCUGAUACUAAAUUGAUAGAAACCACUAACGUCAUGACAACUAUUGAUAACCCAACAGAACCGCAAGGAACAGCGCAAGCAGAAACCAAUCACGUAAAUUCAGGUGAAUCACAGAAGAGUCCACUCUGCAGUAAAGUACUAGUGAACUUAUCAUCGAGGAAUCCAGAAAUAAUAAAUAUUAAUCAAACAAUGUCUGAACAACAGAGUUCAACAAAUGCUAUCCAAGAAUCGUUAACGAAUAACGAAAAAUCUAAAGAAUUCAUUGAAAACCAGGAAAUCCAAAAUAUUCCCUUAAGAGUUAAAGAUACAUCACAUGCUGACAAGUAUAUUGAAGAAAGUCAAAAUAUCGACGAAAUCAUCAAAAGUUCUACGUCAGCAUUCUCGAAUCAAAAUGAUACAAUUCAACGUGCAGAGAGUUCAGUGAGGAUAAAAGAAGAUCCAAUCAAAAUUAGUACUGUACUGAAUUUGGAAAGUGAAUGUUCAACUACUCAUGUCAGUAAAGAAUCCAAGCACCAUGACAGUGAUACUGAAGAAUCGGAGAAACAGGAGAUCAGCAAGUUAAAAUCAUCAAUGGGGCACCAAGAAGAAUGCUUGUACUUCCAAGCUGACAAUGAGAAAUAUUUGAAAUUUUCAAGUUUCCUAAAAUCGUAUGAACCGGAUGAGGGUGCCAAGAGUUUAGAACAAAUGAUAGAGAGUUUGGGUGGUCAAAUGGUGUCAUCUUUUUCAAAAACCAUGGCGCCUCCAUUGCCCAAACGUAAACACUCGACAAGUCCUCUAUCCGAUAUCCUUAUUAAUACCUCGAAUAAUAAUAACGAUGGGCACAAAAUGUUGGAUGCUUUAGCUGAUCAUGACGGUCCGAAUAGCAUAAAGAAAAGGAAGCUAGCUCGAGUUAAAAAACAAAGAACAAAUUCAGGUCCUUGUACACCCCACAAUCUAUUGAACGGAGAGAACUUUGUGAUGCCCUUAAGUCCAGAGAGCGAUGUAUCAGCCACCAGUGAGAAAAUACCAUCUCAUCCCAUAAAAGAUGAUAAAAGUCGACAGAGAAGCAGUCAACGAUAUUCGAGUGACGACCUCUACAAGCCUCGGCCACUAUUUUCCAGCUCGUCCCGACGAAGUAGAAGAUCUAACCAGGCAUAGCUAGUGGUCCAUGGAUUGAGAUACUGAACCGCUUCAAAAGAAGAUCCAGCAACGAGUGACAGGACUGGAACGUUGUACAAAUUUUCAAGCAGUACGAGUUUCAACAGUUUUCAGAAGUGCCCUGCUGCCAGUUGCUUGUGCGCUUACCCGUCUUCCGAUAGUGUUGACCGGACGAUUAUUCGAGAUAUUUUGAAAACUUACUUAUUCGACAAUUCAUAACGCCAAAACGAAAUUGCAGUAAACAUUAAUAAUCUAUGUCAACACUAAUACCGCGUUAUUGUUCAGAUAACUGGACUUCUUUUUAUCCUUCAACAGCAAUCUAAUCCCUAACACAUUACGGGUAUCACAAAGCAACAGAUGUAGAAUUUAUACCUAUAAAAUCUAUUUUCCAUGCCAGAAAACGAAAAGGCAUGUACAUACGGUACUUCCGAACGUAGAAAGUGAAGCAGCUGUUGGGCAAGAUCAAGAGAACCUUAAGAAAAGUUUGAAAUUUAAUAAAUUAUUAUUGAAAUACGCGCUGAAAGUGUGUUGCAAUAACGUAAUAGAAAAGUAACGUAAUAAAUAAUACUUUCCAUAAUAAUAGAUUUGUACCAUUUCGAAUCUUUGAUAAACAGUAGCGAGACACGUUAUAGACCAUGUAUAAAUAUAUUCACUGUGUAUAAACCUGUAUAUUGGUAUAUUACAAAUAUGCAAGUACUGUAUAUUACUAAAAAAAACUAUUUAAUAUAUCCCUUUGCGUUUGAAAUAACAUAGUUGACUGUAAUAUAACAGUGCCUGAAAUUCAUAAUAUAAGUUAUAAUGAAAGAAUAUCGUAUGCUGCACCUGCGAUAGCAGCAUUGCCUCAAUAAAUUUCAAUUGUAGUUUAUUGGCUUCCAAAUAAAAACAAAUUUUUGUAUAUGUUAUAUCGUAUACGCGAUAUCAUCCUGCAUUAUGACAAAACUCGUUCUACAUUUACAUAGUCAUUUUUUACAAAUAUUGAUAUUUCUCUUUCAUUGAUUAUUUCCCUAGCAAUUUUGACCACCUUCAUUUUCGGCUAAUUUACCGUAAGUACCACCGGGAAGUCAUCGAGUGGUUUUUACAAAAAAAAAAAAACCGAAGAAUCAGUCAUAGCAACUUCAAAAACGACUGCCCUAAAGCUUUGGUGCAUCGGCGACUGAAAAAACGGCCGAAUAAAAAUGUUCAGGGAACUCGUUUUAAGAAUCGUUACGACCGAUUCAUCGGUUUUUUGCAAAAAACAAAUCAGUGGUUUUUAGGAUAAUUUGACGGUGGUUCAAAUUGCUAGGGUUAUUACAGUAUCAAUUAAUAGACACUGAAUAGACAAUAACAACAGCUUCAUCAGAUGAACGUAUACAGAUUACGCUCAUCAUGUCUAUGGAAUUAUAAUUUACAUAUAUCUUCAUGAAUCGUGCUUCCCUAAACAUCUUUAUAUCAUACUAUGUACAAUCACAACUGAUAUAUUAUCAUACAUCUCAUUUCAUAAUGAACUACCUUAUUAAAGAUUAUUGUAAUAUAUCAGAAUUCAAAAUACAUAUUGGUGUUAUUAUUCGAAAUAUACUGUUAUCGAGCACUCGAUAAAAAUUUGUUAAUUUUUAGUGAUGUGUAGGUUAAAGAUCAUUUAUGGCCUUGUAUAGUUAUAAGUAGAAGGUCAUAAAUAGUCACUUCAGUUUUCCUAUGCCAACAAAAACCUUUUACACUGUAAGCAUGCCUCUAUUUCGUUCCUUUCUCGAUUAUGCAAUAUAGCAUAACAUACCCUGUAACGCAACAAGCUAGGAAUUGCUUACGAUAUAUUGAACAUCAAAAACUCUUACCAUCUAUCUAGUUAUCUUGUUAUUUUUCCUGUAAAUACAUAGUUACAGCAAUCGUA